Molecule: messenger RNA, 816 nt
Organism: Lathyrus sativus (Indian pea)
Lineage: Eukaryota; Viridiplantae; Streptophyta; Magnoliopsida; Fabales; Fabaceae
Source: the annotation of a GenBank genome assembly
AUGUUGAAUAAUAAUGGAUACAAAUCAAAGCAAUGUAGUAGUACUGCUAGUGGUUACAUUUGCAUGAUCCAAGUACUUGUUAUGUCUUUUACAUUGAUGCUAAUGCUAGUGAUUCUAUUUUUAGUAUUUGAUAAUGUUCAUGAUAAUGAUGAUCAUCGUGUCAAAGUAAAAGUAAAACCAAGUUUAGCUUAUGAUUCUCAUAAGCAAAAGUGGAAUAGCUUUGAUUUUUUGGUGAAAUUGCAUCCCACAAGAGAGUUCAGGAAUGGAAUAGAUUUGAUAUGGCAAGUACCUGAAUCACCUAAAGGUGUUCUUUUUCUUGCUCAUGGAUGUAAUGGAAAAGCCAUUAACUUUUGGGACAAAUCGUCUGAAUGCCCUGAUUGUGUCGGUUUGCCUGAAGAACGGUUGCUUGUACUUCACGGUCUUGCUGAAGGUUUUGCUGUUAUUACUAUUUCAAGUGCGCAUAGAUGUUGGAGUUAUGGAAAUAAUGAAGUGUUGAUUGUUAAAGAUAUACUAGAAUGGUGGAUUGGUGAGAGGAAGCUUGAGAAACUUCCUCUUGUGGCUUUAGGUGCUUCAUCAGAAGGUUAUUUUGUAUCUUUACUUGCAACUGUUAAGAAGUUUAAUAGUAUUGUGCUUAUGAUUGCUGAAGGGAUGUUUGAAGAAAUAGAUAUUGAUGAGCAUUUAGUUCCUCAUGUCCAAGAAGAGCUAAACCUUGCAUUUGCUUACCAUGAGAUGACAAGUGUGCAUUCUGACCGAAUUUUUAAAUGGUUUAAAUCUCAUUUGAGCUUAUUAGAUUUUGCAAUGCUCUUUGGUGUUUAA